GUCGGACCUGUAACAAGAGCUGUAGGCACACUCCGCCUUCUUUACUAUCCGAAUCUCCCCUUCUUUCUUUUUCUCUUUCUCACCUCACAAAUAAAGAUUCCUGCUUUUCUUCCCCCCAUUCCCAUCUACCAUUUUAGCUUGCAACUCUUUUGCUCUAGUUUUCAAUUAGCACCAGUUCUGUUUUCGAGGUUAAGAUCUUUUGUGCUGCAGUGGCAAUGUCUUUCAGAGGGCUCAGUCGGCCGAAUGCUUCGUGUGCCAUGGCUGCGGCUGAGCACAGCAAGAACACUUUUAUGGAACUGCAGAGGAAGAAGGUUCACCGCUAUGUGAUAUUUAGGGUGGAUGAGAAGAAAAAGGAGGUUGUGGUUGAGAAGAUUGGUGGUCCGGCUGAGAGUUAUGAUGAUUUUGUGGCGGCUUUGCCGGAGAAUGAUUGCCGAUAUGCAGUAUAUGACUUUGAUUUUGUAACCUCUGAUAACUGUCAAAAGAGCAAGAUCUUCUUCAUUGCUUGGUCCCCUUCAACCUCCCGGAUCCGUGCCAAGAUGCUGUAUGCCACAUCGAAAGACCAAUUUAGGCGGGAGCUGGAUGGUAUCCACUACGAGAUUCAAGCUACUGACCCAACAGAGAUGGAUCUUGAGGUGAUCAAAGAGCGUGCGCACUGAACAUUGUCUGCAGUAAAACAUAUGUAUCUCCCUUGGUCAGUCAAAAUCCCAGUGGUUCUGUAAGGUUGUUCUCCUAGCAUCAUCAUGUGCAGAAUCCAUUACUGGCACAAGACUACUACUUCGCUGAAUAAACUAGCAUAUUUGCUAUGAAAAGUAUGGUCUAAUGUUAUCUGUUUGAUGUGGAAUUCAGUUUCCUACCAGUAAGCUUACUUCCUAGAUGAAAACGAAUUUGUCACUUGGUAAUGUUGUAAAACCCUGAAAUGUCUUCCUAUAUAAGUUUCGUUGCUAGUUGGAUCUAUUAUGUUUGAGGACCA
Rosa chinensis is the source of this 970-nucleotide messenger RNA. Its product is annotated as actin-depolymerizing factor. NCBI's taxonomy places the organism in Eukaryota, Viridiplantae, Streptophyta, Magnoliopsida, Rosales, Rosaceae. The record is from RefSeq and is a predicted model, not a curated record. The coding region runs from base 216 to 656 and encodes 146 amino acids. The transcript has 3 exons. Gene Ontology annotation, molecular function: actin filament binding. Gene Ontology annotation, biological process: actin filament depolymerization. Gene Ontology annotation, cellular component: cytoplasm; actin cytoskeleton.